GGCGUACGGAUUCCUGGUUGCCAAAAGUUUCCAAUCAGUCAUUCCAGAUUUUAAAAUCCGUUCAGUUUCGUCGCUUUCACUUGGAAACCAUUCAUGAUGAAGUUUAUGAAAGUUCUUGUGGUGUGCUGGCUGAUGGUUUCUUGUGUCCACUCGCAAGGAUCACUGACAUCUGAAACCCCAACUAUAGCUCCUGAGUCGACAGCGUCACCAAAUCCAACUCCUGAAAGCACAGCCCCACCCAAUCCAACUCCUGAAAGCACAGCUCCACCCAACCCAACUCCUGCAACCACAGCUCUACCAAAUCCAACUCCUGAAAGUACAGCUUCACCAAAUCCAACUCCUGAAAGCACAGCUUCACCAAAUCCAACUCCUGAAAGCACAGCUUCACCAAAUCCAACUCCUGAAAGUACAGCUUCACCAAAUCCAACUCCUGACAGUACAGCUUCACCAAAUCCAACCCCUGCAACCACAGCUUCGCCCAACCCAACUCCUGAAAGCACAGCUCAACCAAAUCCAACUCCUGAAAGCACAGCUUCACCAAAUCCAACUCCUGAAAGCACAGCUUCACCAAAUCCAACUCCUGAAAGCACAGCUUCACCAAAUCCAACUCCUGACAGUACAGCUUCACCCAACCCAACUCCUGAAACCACAGCUUCGCCCAAUUCAACUCCUGAAGCUUCAACUUCACCAGCUCCUGAAACACCAACACCUGAAACUCCAAAACCAGAUCCCUGCCUCUCAAACCCUUGCCCAGACAACAGCAAGUGUGAACAACGCUUUGAUGGUUACACUUGUGUUUGUAGACCUGGGCUUGUGCUACAGGAUGAAGUGUGUACUUCAGCCAAGGUUUUUACUGGAAAUUUGAGGAUUGUCCAACAAGCUUUUGAGCAAGACAUGGAAGAUAAAACAAGUGAAGUGUUCAAAAAGACCACUGCUGACAUAGUGGCUGAGCUUCGGACAGUUCUUGGGACAUCUAAAGGAUACAUCACUUCCACUGUUCAAAAGCUAAGCAAGGGAAGUGUGGUCGCUGAUGUGGAGAAUAUCUAUGAGCUCUCUUCUGAUGUCACUGCGGAAGUUGUGAAUAAAGCAGUGGCAAAACGAGCAGAAUGCUCUGGAUGUCUAUUCGAAAAAGCUAAACUGGAAGAUACCAGUUUGUGUGAUGCUGCCGAUGCCUGUGACCUGCUCACUACCACCUGCAAUGAUACAGGCGGAGUACUCUCAUGUGACUGUAAGGAAGGCUAUGUGAAGACCGACUUCACUGACCGAUCCUGCUCAGUGUGUCCAUCUGGAUAUGAAGCAAAGGACAACAAAUGCGAACCCUGCUCAUUUGGGUAUUCUGGAGUGAACUGCAAGGAAUCUUACCUCCUGGCUGUGGUGGUUAUCUCCUGUGUCCUGGGUGCACUGCUGCUCAUCCUCCUCAUCAUCCUCAUCGUGCUCUGUUGCAAGAAAUCAAAGAAAGGCUCCGGCAGCCUGGCCAAGAGCAGCCCUUAUAUAGACAUGGACUUCCGGAACCAGGCGGUGCCUAAGAUCCCAAGAGCCACUCACAACAACAAGGGCUGGGAGCCGUCCAAUCUGGAGAUGGUGGAGAGCGGAAGCACACGCGCGCUCGUCAAUCCCAGCAAUGGCAUGAAACAAUACAAUGGCGGUGUGGCUGCUUACCGGACACACGGACAAGUGAACCCCUACUAUCAACCCAACGAAGACCAGGCACGGAGAUAUUGACAUUCCAGAAGCACACAGAGCUGUUCCGCAUUCUGAAGACUGCACAGAAUGAUCUGAACCUUCCAUGUCAUGCAGUUCAUGAGCCUGACUUCAACUUGAACUGAAGUGGCAGCUCAAAUGGGACAAUAUAUACCUUUAUAUUUAUGUCGGGGUGGAAACGUUUUUUUUUUAUUUUGGAAUAAUUUGUACAUACACAUGUUUCCACACAGAUAAUAUGUGGGAAAACAUUGUCACAAACAAGGUUUUUGUGUUUUAUCAGAGACUGAUAAAGGAGCAAUUCUGAUACAAAAUGACUUUGCAGUGCCUGACUUAACAUGACUUGACCAAAUUCAACAUGUCAAUACAAUUUUCUACAAUGUGCCUUUUCGACCCAAUAUCAUUUUCUGAUUUAUUGUACUUUAUACCUCUGUAACUGUUGUCAAUCCCCUUUUUGCGGCCAGAUCUCAUCUUAUGUCAGGCCAUUGCACACUGCCAGUAAUGACUGGGAAGACAUCUUAACAUUUUAAAAUGAAAGCUUUAAAUAACAGUAACCCUAACCCAUAGAAAUGGGAAUUUUCACACAACACAUCGCAGAACUGUCAUUUAGCACCACUAUCUGGCUGGUUGUAUGAACUACAUUUCCGACCAGCACUUGGCAGAAAAAUGCUGGUUACAGUAAAAAAAAGUCAGUCACGCUCUCUAAGAGUCAGCCAAACUUUCACAAUGUCUGGUUUUGUGGAGGACAAAAGGUGUUGUUUGCUGAUUUGUUUUUAUGUUUGCUUUGUUUUUGUUUUUUUAUGUCAUAUUUUCAAUGACGUCUUAAUGACGCACAAAUGACCCUUGAUUGCCUAUGACAUUGAUCCUGGGCAAAGAACUUUGACAUUGAUCCUGGACUGGAUUGCAGUAAUUACCUGGUGAUAUGAGAUUGUGCGUGAGAUUAGGAUGUAUCUGAUGUUCCCAUUUCCAAUCUCAUUGCUGUGUGUAAGUAUGGAAUAGAGAGCAGCAUAACAAGCUGUUGUGGCUGGCAGUGUGUUGCCAUGGCUAGUUGGCAUGGUGAUCAUUGGCAGUGGUAAACCUUUGAUUUCACACAUACAACCUGUGGUACAGCAGAAGACUGACUUCUCUCAGUUGCUAAUAUAGGAUUAUACAGGUAGCUGUUAAAAUCUGCUGGUCAUUGCUUGCCUGUCGCACCUCCUCCGGUGCCCAUGGGUCAGCGAGAGAAAUAAAGACUUGUAACACAAACAUUCAACUUUAUUGUAUCAAUAACAGGCAAACAUAGACAUACACAUUCAUUAUCUAUAAUACAUUAGUUCAUUUGAUAAACAUAGAAACUGAUAAAUAUAUGUAAAUGCCUAGUGUGUGCAGCAGUUGAGGCAGAGGCUUACUGACUGACGAGUUGUUUGUGAGGCAGUUGAGCUGUUUGGCAUUUGUUGGCUGCUGGCUUUAUCCCCUUCCUAGCAGCUGUGCUAGGGUGCGUUGGUUGCUGGGGCGUCAACGGUACUGAGUGGAGGGUGUCGAAUGUGCGAGGCAGUUGAGGGAAAGGCCUGCUUGAGGAGCUGUUGGAGGAGUUUGUUGGACUUUAGGGAGAAUGUAUUUCAGCUGCAGGGUCAUCAGCCGGAAACCACCAAUAUAAUACAAUAAAGCAUGUAUUUAUAUAGCACAGUAUGACAACUAUUAAGUUGACUCAAAGCGAUUUCACAUAAAUACACAUACACACACAUUCCCACAUU
Engraulis encrasicolus (European anchovy) is the source of this 3431-nucleotide messenger RNA. RefSeq names its product mucin 13b, cell surface associated (gene muc13b). The record is from RefSeq and is a predicted model, not a curated record. The coding region runs from base 94 to 1722 and encodes 542 amino acids. The transcript has 12 exons. NCBI's taxonomy places the organism in Eukaryota, Metazoa, Chordata, Actinopteri, Clupeiformes, Engraulidae.